This is a messenger RNA of Megachile rotundata (alfalfa leafcutting bee), 1912 nucleotides long. RefSeq lists its product as uncharacterized. The record is from RefSeq and is a predicted model, not a curated record. NCBI's taxonomy places the organism in Eukaryota, Metazoa, Arthropoda, Insecta, Hymenoptera, Megachilidae.
ACAGAAGCAUCGAAAAUACUGGCGAAUCUCAAGAUAAAGAGCCUUCGGUUUCAGUCUCGAAUCAAUCUCAAAUCGACCGAUUCUACAUCGCCUGUUCCACGGCCGCGAAGAGUGAAUUCAACAUGGAACGAUAAACCGGUCGAACGUGUAAACUCCGUUGAUCGGCAUAGUUUAGCGUCAAAGAAGACCGAGCGCAAAUCCAUAAAAACGAUCUUGAAGUUCUGGAAGAAGCUGAAGCCACGUAAAAACUCGAAAACGCAGUUAGUACCUGUCUCGAGCGAGUCACUGAUUCCCAUAUGGAACGUUAGCCAUGUCGAAGGAAAGAUGAGCGCAAAAUCUCAACGUGGUAUCCACGACACGACGCCGUCAACGACGAUGACAACGACAACGACGACGUCGACGAUGAUAACAACAGCGAAACGAUCCCCAACACCGAGGGUGAAUCCGCAAAAUCGUGCACCAAAACCGCAAAUAACUUAUGACUAUGAUGCUGCCAUUAGUCAACCCGAUGUACCGAAUUUUCUCGAUUUUAAGAAGGUUGGCCGUGGCACGAUGGUUAGUGGAGCUCCGCUUAAAAAGAGACCCAUAAAAGCUCGCGUAAGAUGUCGAAUUAUGUCAAGGAAGAAUUUUCAGAAAAGAUUUCAGACAUUUAGGCCGAAGUCAACUGUCGAAAAGCAUGCGAAAAUACGAUCACCUAAUUGCAAGAACACGAAUCAUGCGAAAAACACAAUUGUCCCGUUUGACGUAUCGAAAGACGAAAACGAUGUCGUUGAAGAAGAGAGUGCUACCGGUAAUAAUACAAUAAAUGUUGAUGAUUCAUCGGUUCGCCAGAAGAACCGGGAAAGAGCAGAUGAAAAAAUUGUUUUGUAUAAGGACGCAACGAAAGAAGUAAUUGAGAAGAUCGGUGAUAACCAUUUGACAGGAAAGAAAGUAAACAGUGAGAGACAAGACGAUCGCGACGGUAAUAGUAUGGCAAAAGCAUCGAUUAUUCGACUGAAAUGCAGCAAAAUUCCAAGAGCCAAAAUCAAGACUACUCCGGCUCACACGAUUCAAGAAUUUCAUUCGCUAGAAAAGGCAGAAAACAACAAAAUAAAAAAUUCACCAUGUUUGAAUUGUACUUUGGUCAACCGUACGCCCAAUAUCGAAGUAGCGAAAAGGAAGAUACAAAGGAUAACCGAUAAACUUCAUGAACGAAACUGUAAACAAGAUGUGGUACGCUUCGAAGAAUUUCGACAGGAUGCAAAGGCAGAGGAAGAAACAGAAGAAGAUCGUGAAUUUACCUCUACAGACGAAUCUCCAACUAUUAACAAUGUCGACGAUCCACGAAUUAUCACGAUUUUACGGACUCUGAAAUCAAAUUGCCCUUGUAAAUCGUGCAGCAAUCAAGAUUGCGAACCUCCUUCGAGCAGCCGACAAGGGGAUGACAGUGAUUUAAAUAGUUCGUCUCCCGACGAAAGCAGAAAGAGAAAAUGGACAUUGAAGCAUCGAAAGUACAUUAUUAGUUCAGAAGACGUGGACGCUUCCUCCGAGUGCAAUAAUACGAACGAUCAAAAGAAGAACAAGUCUCGAUUUAAAACGAAGAAUCCUUUGAUACAGCAAGCUAAAAUCAGUUCGAUAGUAAAUGCGUCGCCCAAAAUGUCUACACGACAAACGAAUUUUUCAUUUUUGAACACUCUAUUUGAUAUCGUCUUUUGGCCGUAUUUAUUUUUGAAAACGAAUCGUUGAAAAAAAAAACAAACUUCUGUCGAAUUCGGACAAUUCCUUUUAAGUUUAUUUAACGAUUUCUUUAAAACAUUUCUGUUUUCAAUCAACAGGAUAUUGAUAGUUGAGGUAUUUUUUAAAUUUACGAUUUCUAAACGUGUUAUUCUUUUAUUAAAAAUUAUACCAUAUAGAGUUAGAAAAUACACGCACA